This is a messenger RNA of Delphinapterus leucas (beluga whale), 2678 nucleotides long. Its product is annotated as CMRF35-like molecule 8. Gene Ontology annotation, cellular component: plasma membrane. Gene Ontology annotation, molecular function: transmembrane signaling receptor activity. The record is from RefSeq and is a predicted model, not a curated record. NCBI's taxonomy places the organism in Eukaryota, Metazoa, Chordata, Mammalia, Artiodactyla, Monodontidae.
CAAGUGUUUCUCUAUCUUUUCUUUCUAAAGACAAGUGCAUCCCAUAGACUAUUUGUAAAGCAUAUGUCUCCCUAACAAAUCCUAUUUUCCUAUCGCCUUUCAUUGGAGGACAGACUUAUUCCGUCGGGAAAAAAACUGGUUUGAGGAUACCAUUACCCCAUAUUCAGCAGCUCCAGAAACAGAACUGAAAAGAAGCUGAACGAGGAAGCAGCGAAACACGAAGAAAAGCAGAAGUGGGAGCCUGGAGGCCUGACACUCCUCCUCGAGGGGGGACUGAAGCCUUGGGGCCAGCUGUGGCCUGGCGCUGUUGCACGCGACAUCUGUGCUGGAGAGAUGGCCUGGUGGUACCAGGCCACAUGGCUGCCCCUGGCUCUGCUGCUUCUCUGGGUCCCAGGCUGUUUGUCCCUGAGGGGCCCCAGCAGAGUGACAGGCGUUGUGGGGGGAUCCCUGAGCGUGGAGUGUCGGUACGCGGAGAAAUACAAAGACAACAGCAAAUACUGGUGCAAAGCCCCAUGUUUGUUACCGUGGAAGACUGUGGAGACCAAAGAGCCAGAGAGAGAAGUAAUGCGGGGCCACGUGUCCAUCAGGGACCAUCCUGCAAACCUCACCUUCACAGUGACCUUGGAGAGCCUCAGGGAGGACCAAGCAGGAACGUACGAGUGUGGGAUCACGGUACCAUUUUCACUUGACCCCACCGUCCAGGUUGUGGUGUCUGUGUCCCCAGCACCAGUGCCAACCCACCCUACUGCUGUGGCCGAGACCUCGACAAUCACAAUCAGUAUUUCAACAAUGUCAUUCACCGCCCUGGCCAUGGCGCAUCCCACCUACAGCGCCAGCAACGAGGAGGAAGCCAUGCAGGGGUGGGGGCUCCAAGUGCUGCUGGCCUUGUUAGCACUUCUGCUGCUUCUGUUGGGGGGCAUCUCACUGCUGGCCUGGAGAAUGGUUCAGAGACGGAUCAAAUCUGGUGAGAAUCCAGAGCCUCCCCAGAAACCCAGUCAGGCUACUGAGCAGAGUGAACCCUGCUAUGAGAAUCUAGAGCUGCAGAUGUGGCCCCUUCUGGAACAGCCCGUUCGACCCACACAGGAGGAGGUGGAAUACAGCAACUUGGGAUGUUUGUUAAAACGUCACCAUCCACCCAGAUGGAGGAGACAUCUGUUUGGAGUUCCCCCAGUAUGUUCUAAUCAAGUCUGUAUUCAUUCGUUUGCUCAUUCACUCAUCCAUCUACCUAGUCAUUGGUUCAACAAAAAUUAUUUGAACACUCAAAGGUACUAUUAAAUGCAGCAGUGAAACUCUAGCAGCAAAUACAGUAGAGAAAAAGAUACACCAUAAAAAUAAAUAAAUAAAUUAAAAAAAAAAGAUACACCAUACCUGUUUUCAGAGAGCUUGCUGUCUAGUGGGAGCAAUAUUAAAUUACAAAAUGAAAACAGCCAGAGGAAUAGCCAGGUGGCCUCAUGCAUCUGUGAAGCCUGACCACGACACGACGGUAGGUGGAACCCUUCACAUACAACACGGUGUUGAGUGGUGUCCCCUGAUGCCGUGCAACAUGGACUCCUGGCAAUGAGGAUUUGAAAGGUGGAUGUGAAGAGUGUUGAGGGGCCCCAUAAUGUGGACAGGGGCUUAGUCAUAUACCUGUGCAGAGUAAGUGCUCAAAAACAUUUGUUGACACGAACUGAAUUCGGUCCAGUCACAUUCCAAGCUUGACCGAAAGCGGCCCUUAGAGGUAUCCCAUUUCCAAUCAGACAGUGACCUCUGCAGGGUGGUUUAAAACAUAGAAGGACAUGGUAGAAGAUAGACUCUAAGACCUAAGAGGUUCUUUGCAGGACUCUGUCCUCUCAAAUGGAGUGAAUUUUAAGAUAUUUAUUUAGUCUGAAUUUUCACCAAUUAGAAAGAAAUCCUCUGUAAAAUGCGAAUAUCUAGGGUAUCAGUCAGGGGAAUUGAUGCUAGCUGCUGUAACAACCACAACCAUGAAACUGGUUGGCAUGGCAGUGGGGGCCAGGUCAAGAUGGUAUUUCUGUUAUAGCUGCAUACUGUCCCCAACCCCUGUCCCAUGAAUCUCUAAGGUGUGGUGUAGGGAUGUUUCCCAGUGUAGACUGCCCAGCAUGGUUGCUACCCCUUGGGAGUCCUUAAUAUCACUUCCUGACAGUGGGUCUCAGUUGAGACCAUCCCAGUUCUCCAGAGGAGGUCUACCAGAGAAAGUGGGGCUGGCUCUCCAUCUUCUUUUCGCAGAAGUCUGGUUGCCUUAAUCUACACAGAUUUGCCCAACUUCCUUUCAGGAAGCUCUGCACACCGAAGGACAUUGGGAAAGGCAAUCUUUGCAAGCCAGAUAUUUUUUCAAGUUCUCUUAUAGCUUUCCUCCAGGGCUCCCGGGGGAAGUGUAUCGUAACUGCGUCAGGAAGAGCAGCAACCUGGUGACUCUUCCCUGAACAAAUACCUGCUCUAGGGUGAUUUGUCGGGAGAUGCCUCAACUUACCUUCGACUGGAUUUCAUAUUUUAAGUUGUAUUUAUUAAAAAUUAGGCAUCGUAUUACCCAAUUGAAAACUCAAAAUUUAUAGGAGAAUGUACAGUGAAAAUCAGUGCCCUUAUUCUUGUCCCUAGUCAUCCAGAGAUAAUGUUAAUAUUUCUUAUGUUUAUUCCCUUUUAAUCAUAUAGCAUAUAUCUAUACAGCAUAUAUCUCUAGC